AUGAAUUAAUUAUUUGAAGAAUAAGUAAAUGAUGAAAAUUUAAUUUUAAAAAAAGGUAUUGCUCUUAAUACAUUAAAUUGUAUCAGUACAAAUGGAAAUCCAAUCUUACAAGUUAAUUUCAAACCUAAAUAAGAAACAUAAAUUCUUCUAAGACUUUUAGUUUAACAAAUUAUAGAAUCUUAUUUUUAAAAUAAUUAACAAUAUCAAUAUCAAUAUCAUUGGAAUACUAUAUUUGAUGUUUUAUAGCUACUUAUUUAAAAAUUUCCAAUACUUUUACCAUAUCUCUUAAAAAUUUAUUGUAGCAACUUUCUAGAAAAAUAUUAUAGUGGAAUUGAUUCUUCAAAAAUCACUUCUAAAAUUUCAUUCCUAACAUUAAUAACAAGUUUAUAAACCCAUCUAAUAAUUUUAUAUUUUAUAUAUGUUUGGAUAAUUUAGUUAUUUAUAGGAAAUCUGAUAAUGUAAUUGUUCCUUUUGCAUAUGAUAUUAGAAGAUUAAUAAUAAGGAGUUAUUUGUUGAGCUUAGUAAAUCUAUUAAAAUUUUAGAUGACAAAGUAUGUCAGUUUUCUAAUAUUUUAAUGAAUUUAUUGUAAAUAAAAUCUGUUGCAAAAAUUUGUAUUCAAAAUAUUAACGACCCUUAAAACUCAUUUAAUUUUAUUAAAACUUAUAUAGAGGGGAUUAAAAAUUUCGAUAUUAAAUAACAUUUUAUUUACAAAAAUCAAUUAUUUUUCAUUCUUAACACUUUAAAUAUGCUUUAUAGUGUUGCUAUAAAUUUACUUUUAGAUAAAACUGAACCGAUUUAAGUUAAUUCUUUCUAAAUGAGUUCAGCAGAGAUCAAUCAUUAAAUAUUUUCAAAUUUUAUGUUACAUUUUCAAGAUCGAGUAAAACAAAACAUUAAUAUAGUUAAGCUUCUAUUUUGA
This is a messenger RNA of Paramecium sonneborni, 916 nucleotides long. The record is from the annotation of a GenBank genome assembly. NCBI's taxonomy places the organism in Eukaryota, Ciliophora, Oligohymenophorea, Peniculida, Parameciidae.